AUGCGUCCCGAAGUCGAGCAGGAACUGGCUCACACCCUCCUGGUGGAGCUUCUCGCAUACCAGUUCGCCUCGCCCGUGAGGUGGAUUGAGACGCAGGAUGUCGUCCUCGGCGAGAAGAGGACGGAGCGAAUCGUCGAAAUUGGCCCUGCAGACACCCUCGGCGUCAUGGCCAAGCGGACGCUGGCCUCCAAGUACGAAGCCCACGAUGCAGCCCUAUCUGUUUCGCGGCAGAUCCUGUGCUACAACAAGGACGCCAAAGACAUCUACUACGACGUAGACCCGGUCGAAGACGAGCCCGAGGCAGCGCCCGCCAGCUCUUCAUCAACCCCGGCCUCCUCCUCCGCACCCGCCUCAGCAGCACCAGUCGCUUCGGCGCCAGCUGCGGCCAGCAGUGGUCCAGCAGCCCAGGUACCGGAUGCUCCGGUGACCGCAACUGACAUUUUGCGGACACUGGUUGCUCAGAAGCUGAAGAAGGCACUCCUGGACAUCCCAUUGAGCAAGGCGAUCAAGGAUUUGGUAGGAGGCAAAUCUACACUACAAAAUGAAAUUCUGGGAGAUUUGGGCAAGGAGUUUGGCUCCACGCCGGAGAAGCCAGAAGAUACCCCCUUGGACGAAUUAGGAGCAGCGAUGCAGGCUACCUUCAAUGGUCAGCUUGGAAAGCAGUCCUCCUCCCUCAUAGCCCGCAUGGUUUCGUCGAAAAUGCCCGGUGGCUUCAACAUCACAGCGGUGCGGAAACAUCUAGAGACGCGGUGGGGGCUUGGCCCGGGACGACAAGACGGAGUUCUACUUCUCGGUCUCACCUCCGAGCCAGCCGCCCGUCUUGGAUCUGAGAAUGACGGAAAGGCAUGGCUCGAUGAAAUCUCGAACAAAUAUGCGGCGACGGCCGGAAUCAACCUUUCAGCGCCUGUUGCUGGCGGUGAUGCUGGUGGUGCGGCAGGUGGUAUGAUGAUGGACCCCGCUGCCAUCGAUGCCCUCACCAAGGACCAGCGCGCGCUAUUCAAGCAACAACUAGAACUCUUCGCGAGAUAUCUCAAGAUGGAUCUGCGGGCCGGCGACAAGGCCUUUUUGGGCUCGCAGAAGGCUGCAUCCGCCCUCCAGGCUCAACUGGAUCUGUGGACUGCCGAACACGGUGACAUCUAUGCGGCCGGCAUUGAGCCAUCCUUCACCCCCCUGAAGGCCAGAGUAUACGACUCUUCCUGGAAUUGGGCCCGCCAGGAUGCUCUCAGCAUGUACUACGACAUCAUCUUCGGUCGCCUAAAGGCUGUCGACCGUGAGAUUGUCAGCCGAUGCAUUAGCAUCAUGAACCGCUCCAACCCCCUACUCCUCGACUUCAUGCAGUACCACAUGGACCAUUGCCCGACCGAGCGCGGAGAGACGUACGAACUGGCGAAAGAGCUCGGCCAGCAACUGAUCGAGAACUGUAAGGACGUCAUGUCGGAAGCGCCAGUUUUCAAGGAUGUCAGUGUUCCCACAGCACCUCAUCUUGAUAUCGACAACCGCGGAAACCUGAACUACUCGGAAGUACCACGACCCAGCGUACGGAAGCUUGAGCACUACGUUCGCGAGAUGGCUGAGGGCGGAAAACUCUCGGAGUACGGGAACCGAACCAAGGUCCAGAAUGAUCUCCAGCGUAUCUACAAGCUCAUUCGUCAACAACACAAGCUAUCGAAGUCGUCUCAACUGCAGAUCAAGAGUCUGUACAGUGAUGUCAUCCGCUCCCUCUCGAUGAACGAAGGCCAAAUUAUGCCUAACGAGAACGGAAAGGUUAAUGGCGCCGGCAAGAAAGGUCGGAAUGGCCGUCUCAAUGGACCUCUCAAAAAGGGCAAGGUAGAGACGAUCCCCUUCCUUCACUUGAAGAGGAAAGACGAGCAUGGCUGGGAGUACAGCAAGAAGUUGACCGGCGUGUACCUCGAGGGCUUGGAGAACGCAGCCAAGUCUGGUGUCAGCUUCCAGGGCAAGAACGCACUCAUGACUGGGGCUGGUGCUGGGUCAAUCGGUGCUGAAGUCCUCCAGGGGUUGAUCAGUGGUGGCGCCAAGGUUGUCGUUACAACAUCGCGAUUCUCUCGUGAGGUCAACGAGUACUACCAAUCGAUGUACUCCCGCUACGGUGCACGUGGAUCGCAGCUUAUCGUGGUUCCUUUCAACCAGGGUAGCAAGCAGGACAUCGAGGCUUUGGUCGAGUACAUUUACGACCCCAAGAAGGGCCUCGGCUGGGACCUGGAUUACAUCGUUCCCUUCGCCGCCAUCCCCGAGAAUGGCCGCGAGAUCGAUGGCCUCGACUCCAAGUCUGAGCUGGCGCACAGGAUCAUGUUGACGAACCUGCUCAGAAUGCUUGGCUGUGUCAAGACUCACAAGCAGGCAAAUGGCUACGAGACCCGACCCGCCCAAGUCAUGCUCCCGCUGUCGCCCAACCACGGCACUUUUGGAAACGAUGGAAUGUACGCGGAAUCUAAGAUUGCACUGGAAACUCUCUUCACCAGGUGGCACUCCGAGAGCUGGGGCAGCUACUUGACUAUCUGCGGAGCUGUCAUUGGCUGGACUCGUGGAACUGGUCUGAUGUCUGGAAACAAUAUCGUUGCAGAGGGUAUUGAGAAGUACGGCGUGCGCACCUUCUCUCAACAAGAGAUGGCCUUCAACAUUCUUGGCCUGAUGGCCCCUCCUAUUGUCAACCUUUGCCAGGUCGAACCUGUCUGGGCUGAUCUGAACGGAGGCUUCCAGUACAUUCCCAACCUCAAGGAUCUUAUGCAAGACCUCCGCAAGGAGCACAUGGAGACCGCCGACGUUCGCAAGGCUGUUAUCAAGGAGAAUGCCAUCGAAAAUAAGAUUGUCAAUGGCGAGGAAAGCGAGGCCAUGUACAAGAGGGCUACGGUGCAGCCGAGAGCCAACAUGAAGUACGACUUUCCUAAGGUUCCGGAUUGGGAGACCGAAGUCAAGCCUCUCAACUCCGACCUCAAAGGUAUGGUUGAUCUAGAGAAGGUCGUCGUUGUCACUGGUUUCGCCGAGGUUGGUCCUUGGGGUAACUCAAGGACACGGUGGGAGAUGGAGGCCUAUGGUGAAUUCUCGCUGGAGGGCUGCAUCGAAAUGUCCUGGAUGAUGGGCCUCAUCAAGAAUCACAACGGUCCGCUUAAAGGAAAGAGCUACUCUGGUUGGGUUGAUGCGAAGACCAACGAGCCAGUCGACGACAAAGAUGUCAAGGCGAAAUACGAAAAGCACAUCCUCGAGCACUCUGGUAUCCGCCUCAUCGAACCAGAGCUCUUCAAUGGUUAUGAUCCGAAAAAGAAGCAACUCAUGCAAGAGAUCCAAAUUGAAGAAGACCUCGAUCCAUUUGAGUCUUCGAAGGAGACUGCUGAGGAGUUCAAACGUGAGCAUGGCGAUAAAGUCGACAUUUUCGAAAUACCCGACUCAGGGGAGUACACCGUCCGCCUACGGAAGGGUGCUACCCUUCUCAUUCCCAAAGCUCUUCGCUUUGACCGUCUCGUCGCCGGCCAGGUUCCUACUGGCUGGGACGCAAAGAAGUACGGCGUGCCGGACGACAUCAUCUCUCAAGUGGACCCAGUCACUCUCUUCGUUUUGGUCUCCACCGCGGAAGCUUUGCUUUCCUCGGGUAUCACCGAUCCUUACGAGUUCUACAAGUAUGUGCACAUAUCUGAAGUGGGCAACUGUAUUGGUUCUGGUAUUGGUGGCACCACUGCUCUGAGAGGCAUGUACAAGGAUCGUUUCUUGGACAAGCCCCUUCAGAAGGACAUCCUACAAGAAUCUUUCAUCAACACGAUGAGUGCCUGGGUCAACAUGUUGUUGAUGUCGUCGACUGGUCCAAUCAAGACGCCGGUCGGAGCUUGCGCUACUGCCGUCGAAUCCAUCGACAUUGGUUACGACACGAUCGUUGAGGGCAAGGCCAGAGUCUGUUUUGUCGGUGGUUUCGAUGACUUCCAGGAAGAAGGAUCAUACGAGUUCGCCAACAUGAAAGCUACAAGCAACGCCGAGGAAGAGUUUGCCCACGGACGUACUCCAGGGGAGAUGUCUCGACCCACAACCACCACCAGGAACGGUUUCAUGGAAUCCCAAGGUUGCGGUCUGCAAGUCAUCAUGGAUGCUAGAUUGGCCCUUGACAUGGGCGUGCCAAUCUAUGGUGUCAUUGGUUUCACUGCUACGGCUACUGACAAGAUCGGCCGGUCUGUUCCUGCUCCAGGCAAGGGUGUUCUCACCACUGCGCGCGAGAUUGAGUCCAAGUUCAAGUCGCCUCUGCUAGACAUCAAGUACAGGAAACGCCAGAUGAACCUACGUCGCAAGCAGAUCAGCCAGUGGCAGGAAUCCGAGAUCCUAUACCUGGAAGAGGAGCUCGCUGCCAUGAAGGCUGGUGGAGAGUCCUUUGACGAAGCCGAGUAUCUUGCGGAACGAACUGCUCACAUUGACCGUGAAGCCAAGCGACAGGUAAAGGAUGCGCUGAACAGCUUGGGUAACAACUUCUGGAAGUCAGAUCCUCGCAUCGCUCCUCUACGUGGUGCCCUUGCUACGUGGGGUCUUACAAUUGACGAUCUAGAUGUUGCUUCCUUCCAUGGCACGUCUACCGUUGCCAACGACAAGAACGAAUCCGAUGUCAUCUGCCAGCAAAUGCGUCAUCUUGGCCGCAAGAAGGGCAACGCCCUUCUGGGCAUCUUCCAAAAGUACCUCACAGGUCAUCCCAAGGGUGCUGCCGGUGCGUGGAUGUUCAACGGCUGCCUCCAAGUCUUGAACUCCGGCCUGGUCCCGGGUAACCGCAACGCCGACAACAUUGACAAGGUCAUGGAGCAAUUCGACUACAUCGUCUACCCAUCGCGCAGCAUCCAAACCGAUGGCGUCAAAGCUUUCUCUGUCACGUCGUUCGGUUUCGGCCAAAAGGGUGCUCAGGCCGUUGGUAUCCACCCCAAGUAUCUCUUCGCCGCGCUCGAGUACGGCGAAUACGCCACAUACAAGCAAAAGGUAGAAGCCCGCCAGAAGAAGGCCUACCGCUACUUCCACGACGGCCUCAUCAACAACACCAUGUUCCGCGCCAAGGACAGGUCGCCGUACGAGGACGCGCAGAUGAACGACGUCUUCCUCAACCCGCGGGCCCGCGUCUCGCUCGACAGCAAGUCGGCGCAGUACGCCUACUCGCCCAAGGGCCUCGCCAAGCCGCCCAAGGACUCGAAGACCGAGGAGACGCGCAAGUUGGUCGAGCGGCUUGCGACGGCGACGCAGUCGGAGCACUCGAAGAUCGGCGUCGAUGUCGAGAGCGUGGCGGCGAUUAAUAUCGAGAACGACACGUUCGUCGAGCGCAACUUCACUGCCGCGGAGCAGAAGUACUGCAACGCGGCGCCCUCGCCGCAAGCUAGCUUCGCGGGACGCUGGUCGGCGAAGGAGGCCGUGUUCAAGUCGCUCGGGGUGAAGUCGUUGGGCGCUGGGGCCCCAUUGAAGGAUAUUGAGAUUGGCUCGGAUGAGACGGGUGCGCCUGUUGUUAAGCUCUCCGGCGAAGCCGAAAAAUCCGCCAAGCUGGCCGGCGUCAAGAAGGUCAGCGUCAGCAUUAGCCACAGCGAUGAGCAGGCUAUUGCGGUUGCGGUGGCGCAUUUCUAG
This is a messenger RNA of Mytilinidion resinicola, 5589 nucleotides long. Its product is annotated as fatty acid synthase-like protein. Lineage: Eukaryota; Fungi; Ascomycota; Dothideomycetes; Mytilinidiales; Mytilinidiaceae. Gene Ontology annotation, molecular function: fatty acid synthase activity; holo-[acyl-carrier-protein] synthase activity; 3-oxoacyl-[acyl-carrier-protein] reductase (NADPH) activity. Gene Ontology annotation, cellular component: fatty acid synthase complex. The record is from RefSeq and is a predicted model, not a curated record. Gene Ontology annotation, biological process: long-chain fatty acid biosynthetic process. Bases 1 to 5589 code for a protein of 1862 amino acids. The transcript is spliced from 3 exons.